Molecule: messenger RNA, 1779 nt
Organism: Pseudomassariella vexata
Lineage: Eukaryota; Fungi; Ascomycota; Sordariomycetes; Amphisphaeriales; Pseudomassariaceae
Product: Rft protein-domain-containing protein
Exons: 2
Coding region: 1-1779 (592 amino acids)
Biological process (GO): glycolipid translocation; dolichol-linked oligosaccharide biosynthetic process
Cellular component (GO): endoplasmic reticulum membrane
Source: RefSeq, a predicted model, not a curated record
AUGGGCGAGCCGUCAAGCCCGCCCAAGUUGCCGAACGGUGCGGUAUCUUCCCAGCCGUCGGCAGCAGCUCAGGGCUCGGCAGUGCGUGGCGCCUCGCUCCUCAUCGUCCUCCAGAUCCUCUCGCGCGCCGUGACUUUUAUCGCCAACCAACUGCUACUGCGCUUCUUGACGGCACAGCUUCUUGGCGUUACGACACAACUCGAGGUGUACUACCUGUCCGUUCUGUUCUUCGCACGUGAGAGUUUACGUGUUGCGAUUCAGCGACAGGGGUCCGCUCCUGCUGCGACCAAAAAGUCCGACGAUGGCAAGGAUGGCGCUGGUAGUGAAAAUGCGCAGGAUAGCCAAGCGGUGGUCAAUGUUGGCCAUCUAGCGGUGGUGCUGGGCCUGGGAGCUGCGAUUGGACUCGGAGGUGCAUAUCUGCACUAUGUUGACGCUGCGACGGCUUCGACCCCCUAUUUGGAUUCCGCGCUGUAUAUCUACGGUGUUGCAUCCAUCGUCGAGCUUCUGUCAGAGCCUGCAUUUGUGGUGCUUCAGCAUAGGCUGCGCUUCGGGCCGCGGGCAGCAGCAGAGAGCAUCGGCACGUUCCUGCGCUGCUUCGUGACUUUUGGAUCGGUAGCUUUUGCGUGGAAAAUGCGCUUAGAGCUCGGCGUGUUGCCAUUCGCGCUGGGACAACUGGGUUAUGGCUUCGGGUUACUGGGCGUGUAUCUGUGGUAUGGAAGCAGUCUCGCAUCCAGUGAGGGCUUCUCGUUGCUCCCCAGAGGCGUGACAUCAGCAACGAACAAUGAAAAGAGGAUUACCUCCAAAAAAGGGUAUACGCUCGGGCUCUUCUACAAACCAACCCUCCACCUCGCCUCGAGCAUGAGCGCCCAAUCGCUCGUGAAGCACGUACUAACUCAAGGAGACACAUUCCUGGUAUCUAUCCUCUCCAGUCCACAGUCCCAGGGCGUGUACGCACUCGCCAACAACUACGGCAGUCUCCUAGCGCGCUUGGUCUUCCAGCCCAUCGAGGAGAGCAGCCGAAACUACUUCAGCAAGCUUCUUUCUACAUCAAACUCAACCCCAGCCUCCUUUACCGACAACAAGAACCCCGCGCUCCAACCCGAGAAACAGGCCAUCACCAGAGCGAAAAACGACCUUCAAUCCCUGCUAAAAUUCUACACCCUCCUCUCCACCCUAAUCAUAACCAUCGGUCCCUUCGCCCUCCCACUUCUCGUGCAACUCAUCGCCGGCUCCCGCUGGGCCUCGAGCGGAGCCGGCGUCGUUCUAUCGCAGUACUGUCUCUACAUCCCUUUACUAGCCAUCAACGGCGUCACCGAAGCCUUUGUCUCCUCCGUAGCGUCCGAGUCGCAAGUCAAUCGGCAAUCGUUGUGGAUGGGUGCGUUUAGCUUCGCGUUUGGCAUUGCGGGAUAUAUCUGUCUCCGCGUGCUUGAUAUGGGAGCUGUGGGACUGGUAUAUGCGAAUGCGAUUAACAUGCUCAGCCGGAUCGUAUGGAGUGGGACGUUUAUAUCUGGGUGGUUCGAUGCCAAGGGGGUUGGAUUCACGUGGGGUGAUGUAGUGCCUAAGGGGCUGGCUAUUUACGUCGUGGGUACGGCAGCGCUGUGGCAGGGGCUCAUCAUGGCUGGAGUCGGUGUGGGCAGUGUGUCGAGCCAUGUCUUCCGGGACUUGGUUACGGUAGGGGUGCUUGCGUUGCCAUAUGUGGGCUUAGUCGCGUACGUGGAGCGCAAUUACCUCCUCGAGUGCUACCGAUCUAUCCGCGGCGGCCGGGCGUCAUCUCCUUAA